AAAUAUCAGAACCGACCAACUACAAACCGGAAAUCGACAAGAAAACGUGAAAAUACAAAAAUAAAGGGGUAAUUUUGAAAAUAAUGAAAGUUUGUAGGGUUUUCUUACGUAACCGAAGCCUGUCUGAAAUGAACCACACAUAAAAAGACGUAUCCGUUUGUGUUCCAUUGUAAUUGUAAGUAACGAAGAAAAUAACCAAAUAAAAGAAUCCGCCGCUAUGGAAGCAGCAGCUCUGAGAAUCUUCACGCUAUCGUUCCUUCUCAGCUUUCUCUCCGGAAACUCUCUCGCUCCUGCACAAGUUGGGAAGUUUCCGCCGUCGUGUAACCGAAUCGAAUGUCCGAGCUACGAGUUGGUCAACUCAGGUAAUGGCUACGAGAUUCGCCGUUACAAUACUACCGUCUGGAUUUCAACAGAACCCAUUAAAGAUGCCUCUCUCGUCAAAGCUACACGAACCAGUUUUAGCCAAUUGUUCGAUUACAUUCAAGGGAAUAACGACUAUCACCAGAAGAUAGAGAUGACAGCUCCAGUUAUCGUUCAAGUCUCUCCGAGCGACGGUCCUUUAUGUGAAUCCUCCUUCACGGUAUCAUUCUACGUUCCUAAACAAAACCAACCUGAUCCUGCUCCGGCCAAGAACCUACACGUACAGAGAUGGGACACGAGGUAUGUUGCCGUGAAGCAAUUCGGCGGAUACGUAUCGGAUGACACUGUCGGAGAAGAAGCGGCAGAGCUGGAGACAAGCCUAAAAGGUACCGUAUGGGGCAAGGCAAUAGAUAAAAGCAGAGAAAAAGGUGGUGUUGGAUCGACUUCUGCUUACACAGUAGCGCAAUACAACUCACCGUUCGAGUUCUUGGGUCGGGUCAAUGAGAUUUGGUUGCCGUUUCAGAUGGACAAAUGAAAAAAAUAAAGCUCUUGUAAUAUCGUUUCUCGCGUUGGCCACCCGGGCCCUCCCUGCUAAUUCCUGGGGAGGAAAUUACGUGGUUGCUGCGGGCCUCGUGGGAUUAGUCGGUUGACCUCGGUCGCCGGAUCCCCACGGUUAACAAAAAAAAAAAAAAAAAAAAAAUCGUUUCUCACUUAACAAGAACUAUUUUCGUAAUUUAAGUUUUGAAUAAGAAAACAUUGUCAUGUAUUGUUUUCGUAAUUUACGUACUUUCUUUGGUAAUAAUCCUAAGAGAACGACUGCACGAAAUUGUUGUUUGUGACUCGCCUGUUCGAGGAAGGGUACCUUGGAGUCUCGGUUUGGUAGCUGAGAACAUUCUACAAGCAACCGUGUUAACAGCUAAAAAAACUUGUACUUCAGAAUUAACAUAUUUCGUAUCAAAAUUAUAU
This is a messenger RNA of Brassica napus (rape), 1326 nucleotides long. RefSeq names its product heme-binding protein 2. The record is from RefSeq and is a predicted model, not a curated record. Bases 218 to 895 code for a protein of 225 amino acids. NCBI's taxonomy places the organism in Eukaryota, Viridiplantae, Streptophyta, Magnoliopsida, Brassicales, Brassicaceae. The transcript has 2 exons.